GUGUUGGAAUAAAUCGUUCCCAUCUUGCUUGUCAGUCUCAAUGAAUGAUGCUUUUCGCUAAGCGCACACGAAAUCGAGCCUGAAGACGAGAAUUGGUCGCUAGGAAUGGGAGGAAUUCAGAAGGAUGAGCCGCAAGGGGGCGCCGAUCUCUUUCAGUUCUUGAAUUCUAUGCUGCAGGAAGUGGAGGGUGAAAGUGGGAUUCCAGAUGUAGAAUUGCGCUCUAAGAUCGAGGCUUUGAGGACAGAAACUCAGAAGGUUCCUCAAGCAUCGACGAGUGGCGUCAAUGAGAGGGAAGUAAACAACAGUUUGGAGUUUGUAUCAGCGAAAUUGGCCAAAGUGAAAGCAAUGCUGGAGAAUGUGGAAUCUGAUCCAGAUGUUAAAGCAAUUCUUCAAGACAGUGCUGCCCUGUGGAUGCCUGUUAUCACCGCCAACGCUGACCAGCGUCGGGCUGCAUCAUCUACAUCUCCUGGACAUCAAACCCCACCAAGCACUAAGUAAAUAGUUAAAAGGAUCACUUAUGAUCUUCAUUGUGCAAAGCGUCUGUUGUGGAUAAACAGAGUACGUCUAUUUAUCAUAUGUACAUGGCUUGUAUGUAAGUAUAUUGUGUGCAUAUAUCAAAAUGUGCUACCCUUCAUGAGGAUGUGGAAUUUGACACAUGAAGCUUUCCGACUCCAUCAAUGGUAUAAGAAUUCGACCUGCUC
Molecule: messenger RNA, 701 nt
Organism: Marchantia polymorpha subsp. ruderalis
Lineage: Eukaryota; Viridiplantae; Streptophyta; Marchantiopsida; Marchantiales; Marchantiaceae
Source: the annotation of a GenBank genome assembly